AACAAAUUAAUUAUCGCCCACCUUUUUUCAAAUUUCAAGUUUUCUCCAACUUUUGCUGUGUAUCUCUAGUUUUAUGCAGCCAAUGCAAGAAAUUAGUUGUGCGUAAUUCUAAAUUUGUAUAAGGCUUUCUUUGAGUUAACCGUUCACCACAAUGUCAAAGAGGAAAGUCACCUUUGAAGGAGAGGAAAACUUUGAGAUUCCGGAUGCAGACCCGCCAAAAAUCUCAAAGAAUGAAGAUGAAUCCAAGGAGAAAUCUGGACGUUUCAAAGACAAACACUCCCUUGACUCUGAUGAAGAGGAUGGGGGAGAGAAAUAUGAACUGAUGAAUGAAGAUGAUAUUGAAGGUCAGGAAAAUGCAACCAUAGACUAUGAUGAUGGUAUCAAGAUCACACCAUUUAACAUGGAAGAGGAGCUAGAGGAAGGUCACUUUGAUACACAGGGAACUUACAUAUUCAAGAAAGAGAAAGAAAUUCAUGACAAUUGGCUGGAUGAUGUGGAAUGGCAGAAAAUAAAAGAAGUAGCGAAACCUGCAGAUGAUGACAGUGAUGAAGACGAACAGACAGAAUCUAUAGACAAGAUCGCCAUCUAUAAAAGCAUGAUAGAAUUAAUGAAACCUGGAGAGAACGUGAAUAAAGCGUUGAGAAGGUUGGGCGGUGGAAAAUCAAAUAUGUCCGCCAGCCAGCGAUGGAAGAAAAAGAAAAAAGGUGAUACAAAUACAGAAACUGACAAAACCUCGACAAAAAACACUGAACAUUUAAACCAACUGACAGGUUUUGCAGACAAACUACUUCAAAAUGGCCAUUUUGAAAUCUAUCAGGACACUUACGAAAAAAUGCAGUUUACUAUUAAAAAGGCUGAAGAUGAUGAAAAUGCUAAAAAGACUGCUAUUCCCGAAGAUAUGGAUGAUGAUGAUGCCCUUGAUAUGUUUGGUGAUAACUUGGAUAAAGAUAAUAAAGAUACCAAAGGUGAUACUGAUACUAAGGCAGAGGGCAGAGAAACUAAUGGUGAAAGUGGUCCAGUGAAAGAGAAUCCUACACAGUCUGAUACUAAUACGGCCGAUACUAAUGAUAAACCAGAAGAAACAGCUCCCAACAUGGUUGACCCCACAGCUGAAGUGACUUGGGAAUACAAGUGGAAGGAAGAAGAGGAAGAACUCCAUGGACCUUUCACAAGUCAACAAAUGCUCGACUGGACCGAAGACAAUUAUUUCCCCGAUGGGGUGUUAUGUCGGAAAGUUGGAAAAGAGACACGAUUUUAUAGCUCAAAACGCAUAGAUUUUGAUCUUUAUACUUAGAAUCUGAUUUAACGCCUUGGAUUAUUUUCUGGAUUUCAAAAAUGUGCAAAAUCAAAUCUCAGGUGGAAUUCCAAGAUGUAAAAUUGUUUGUCAUUAAAGAUUCAUAGUACUAGUUAAAAGUAUAAACUAGGUAACAAUGACAAAUAUAGUACACUAUGUACUAAACCAAUAAUAAUUGAAUAAUACACAUGUUAAAAA
Molecule: messenger RNA, 1492 nt
Organism: Owenia fusiformis
Lineage: Eukaryota; Metazoa; Annelida; Polychaeta; Sabellida; Oweniidae
Source: the annotation of a GenBank genome assembly